This is a messenger RNA of Dermacentor andersoni, 797 nucleotides long. RefSeq lists its product as uncharacterized. Gene Ontology annotation, molecular function: chitin binding. Lineage: Eukaryota; Metazoa; Arthropoda; Arachnida; Ixodida; Ixodidae. Gene Ontology annotation, cellular component: extracellular region. The record is from RefSeq and is a predicted model, not a curated record.
UCGUCACACUGCGAAACCUCUACUUUAUAAGUCACUGGUACCACCCUUUCGAGUCACGGAGAUCUCUCAUCCGCCGGCGUGUCCAGGCUAAAGCUUGUGAGGAAUUCGAAGCCAGAUCGACGAGAAGCAAAAAUGGUCAGUUCAAAGGGCGUGUUCAGCUACGUGGGAGUGGUCGUGGUCGUCAGCAUGGUCGUAGUGUCCAGCGUCCUGCCGGUCGUCCAAGGAAAGGCCAGCAAGGCCGGCAAGGCCGGCAAGGCACCCGCGGGCGUAGACUUCUCGUCAUUCGCAGCACCGCCCCCUCCCAGCGAGGACUGCCAGGGAGUGGCGGUCGCCCCUGGUGGUGGCGCCGCCCAGGUGCCUGACCCGAACGACUGCACCAAGUACUCCGUGUGCACCGACACGUUCAGCACGAAGAUCACCUGCCCGCCUGGACAGCACUUCAGCGUGGCCGACAACAGGUGCACAAGCCCGGAGCAGGCCAAAUGCGACCCAGCUUUUGCUACAGUUGACGCCGCCGACGUAGCCGCCAACGUCGAUCCGAAAUUGGCUGCUGUCAAUGUUGCUGAUGCCGCCGACGUGAAUGUCAAUGCCGCCGAUGCCCUCGCCGACGUUUAAACACUCGGUCCGCACUUCAUCGUCGCCUAUGUCGCACGUCCCGAGAUCUUGUUCUAUACUCGCAGACCACCUCAGCGACAGACGUGCGGACACAGCGCCGGAAAUCACGGAAGAAAGCCCAUACGGCGGCUUCUGCGCCAGAUGCCUGCGGCAAAGAAAUAAAGCAAAAGUGCUCGUCUGUU